This is a messenger RNA of Cajanus cajan (pigeon pea), 1168 nucleotides long. RefSeq lists its product as uncharacterized. The record is from RefSeq and is a predicted model, not a curated record. Lineage: Eukaryota; Viridiplantae; Streptophyta; Magnoliopsida; Fabales; Fabaceae.
UGGACACAAACACAAUCUGAGAUAGUAAUGCUCCACAAGUGCGGUCUUACAUCACUGGCUCUGCACUUGUCUCCACUGUAACACUUCUCUUUCUCUCUUCUUAUCCUCUCCACCUCCUUCGCCCAUUUUUCCUUCUCCUUCUUCUCCUCUCAGACUGCCCUCUGUCUGCGUGCGUCCUCAGGUGUUCCUUGUCAAGAUCUGUGGCUUUCAGAAGGAAAGAUGAAUAGCUACUAUGGGUACCAAGAGAAGAACACCUUGAGAAGCUGUGAGGAGAUGAGGAUGGAAACAGUGAUUUGCCCCAAACCUCGCCGAUUGGGUCUCAUAAACCACUCUUCCAUCAACACACACAUAAGACCCUUGAGGCACCCCAUCAGGUACCAAUUAGAGAUGGAAGAUUCAGGAGUUGGGGCAGAGCUUCUGGAUAUCAUCCUCCCCAAGGAAAACUUUUAUGUGGAAAGAUCUGGUGGCCAAGUGGUAGCAUCAUCACCACCAUUUUUCUGUGGAUCUCCUCCUAGCAGGGCCUCAAACCCCGUAAUCCAAGAUGAGCAAUUUGGUAAUGGGAAUUUUAGUCCAUUUACCGAGGCAUCCUCUUCUUCAGCUCGUGGUUGUGUUCCAAUGAAAUUUGGCCACACACCAGCUGCUGUAAGGAUCGAAGGUUUUGACUGUCUUAACAGAGAUAGGAGAAGCUGCAGCAUCUCUGCUGUAGCAUAAUCCAUUUUUGAAAAGAAAAAUUAAAAGAAAAAAGAGAGAACUAAUACAGGAAGCAGAGAAAAGAAGGUAGAGGACAAGAAGUCAAUCAAGUUCUAAUAGCAGGAGACUUUUUUUUUUUUUUUUUUUGGAAAGAGGAGCUAAUCAUGUUAGAGUACUAUGUGUAUAUAAGGGGUCUGUGCAAGUUUGUUUGAGUGUGAUGUCAUGUAAAAUUUCAAGAUGGGAAGGACUCUUUAUAUUUUUUUGUGUGGCUUUUCCUUUUGAUCAAUAAAAAGAGGGUAAGGCUAAUAGGGCAAUUGUCUUGUUAGAUUCGUAGGGUCUUAUAAUUGCUGUGUCUGUCACUCAGCUCCUCCUUUUGUAAUUGUAAUUUGGAGGAAAUUGAGGAAAAGUCUUUUGAAUUUUGUAUAUUAUUAUUUAUUAAUUUUUGGGUGCCCGUUUUGGAGGUGAUGCCUUUGGUUUA